Pelmatolapia mariae (spotted tilapia) is the source of this 1329-nucleotide messenger RNA. It is a transcript of the gene proca, whose product is annotated as protein C (inactivator of coagulation factors Va and VIIIa), a. Lineage: Eukaryota; Metazoa; Chordata; Actinopteri; Cichliformes; Cichlidae. The record is from RefSeq and is a predicted model, not a curated record. The coding region runs from base 1 to 1329 and encodes 442 amino acids. Gene Ontology annotation, cellular component: extracellular region. Gene Ontology annotation, molecular function: serine-type endopeptidase activity; calcium ion binding. Gene Ontology annotation, biological process: blood coagulation; proteolysis. The transcript is spliced from 8 exons.
AUGUCCCGCCUCGCCCUCUGUCUGUGUGUCGUCGUUGCUCUGUGGUCGGCGUCAGUCAUCAGUCUGUCAGUAUUCUCGGACCCACGACGGGCUCACAUGCUGCUUCGCUCUCGUCGGGCGAACUCCUUCCUGGAGGAGCUGAAACCAGGAAACCUGGAGCGAGAAUGUAAUGAGGAGAAAUGUAACUUUGAAGAGGCCAGAGAGAUUUUCCAGACCAGAGAAGCUACGCUGGAGUUUUGGACAGUUUACUUAGAUGGGAACCAGUGUGAGUCCAACAUGUGCAGUCAUGGAGACUGUGUGGAUAUGUUCCAAGCCUACGCUUGCAGCUGUCACUCUGGAUAUGAGGGCAAAUACUGCGAAUAUCCUAUAACAGCCACUAACUGCUCCGUGGAUAAUGGCGGCUGUGACCACGAUUGUACGGAGAGCAAUGAUGGCCUGUCGAGGAUUUGCAGCUGUGUGAAUGGAUACAACCUGGCUAAUGACUCCAGGAAAUGUGUUCCCAAAAGUCGAUCAUCCUGUGGACAGCUGUUAGCCAGCACAUCAUACAGCCCACCACCGAAAGGCCUCCGUCCCUGGAUGGUGGGGGGGCAGGUGGGCAAGAAAGGGGAGAGUCCAUGGCAGGUCCUGGUAAUGGAUUACAGGAGUCGAUUUCACUGUGGGGGUGUCCUCAUCGAUGAGAGCUGGGUUCUGACAGCUGCUCACUGUCUUGAAAACAGCCUAACGUUCAGUGUACGACUCGGUGACUAUGAGCGUCUUAAACACGAAAGGACUGAGGUCACCCUGGAUGUCGUCCAAAGUUUCAAACACCCAAACUACAACAGCAAGACCGUGGACAAUGAUAUUGCCCUGCUGCGCCUACAGACCCCUGCUCCCAUGAAUGAGUACAUCAUCCCCAUUUGUCUGCCAGGACGUGAGAUGGCCGAGCGGGUGCUCCACCUGAACGGCACUAAGACUGUUGUCUCUGGCUGGGGCAAAGAGGACAUGAACAGCACUAAGUACAGCUCAGCGCUCAACGUUAUUGAAAUCCCAUUGGUCAGCCACAGCAUCUGUACUCAGCAGAUGUUCCCCCACACAAUCUCCAACAACGUCCUCUGUGCCGGUGUCCUUGGAGAGAGGAAGGAUGCCUGUGAGGGUGACAGUGGGGGACCGAUGGUCACUCUGUACCGGGACACCUGGUUCCUGGUUGGCCUGGUUUCCUGGGGUGAGGGCUGCGGACAGCUGGACAAACUGGGAAUCUACACAAAAGUGUCCAACUACAAUAACUGGAUCAAUAGUGUGCGUGAAGAAUGGGACAGAGGCCAUCGCCCGGAAAGACGCCCACGUUUCUGA